This is a messenger RNA of Pogona vitticeps (central bearded dragon), 6933 nucleotides long. The record is from RefSeq and is a predicted model, not a curated record. NCBI's taxonomy places the organism in Eukaryota, Metazoa, Chordata, Lepidosauria, Squamata, Agamidae.
GUGGAGGCCUCCUGUGAGGUCAGAAGUUGGCACUUUGAAGGUCUCUUGCUGCAGAUGAGUAACAUCUAUUUUAGAAUUUGCUCACUAACGCUGGAGAAUGCUGAAUAUCAGCUAGAAGCUCAGGAAAGAAGUUUUAAAAAGGAUUUUUCCUGUUCUGUGUUUCUGGGGUUGGCUGGAAGAGAUUUUUUUUUUGCCUGGAGAGAGUGUCGAAUGCUGCAUAAGCAGGAAAAAUCGUGAGAACAUAAAACAACCAUUUCCUGCUCUUUUUAUGAUUUUAGAAACCUGAAGCAAUGCUAGAUUUCUUGCAUAUGAAAUAUAAGAAACUCUCUUUAAUACAGAAAUAUAACUAAAUCUUCCAGCAAAAAAGUUUCCUUGAUUUAAAAAAAAACACCCCCAUCCCCACAUCCCCUUUUGUGUUCUUUAAACGAGUUUCUUCUUUAUUUUGGUGAAGAAAAGACAUUCAACAGCAAAGGUAAACUACGACGCAAGCAGCGUGCAGGGUGAACAGGAGCGGGACCCACAUGUCAGUGGUCUAGGAUGGCCAGUGAAGGUGCCAACAUCCCAAGUCCUGUGGUGCGUCAGAUUGACAAACAGUUUCUGAUCUGCAGCAUAUGCCUCGACCGUUACAAGAACCCCAAAGUGCUCCCCUGUCUGCACACUUUCUGUGAGAGGUGUCUACAGAAUUACAUUCCAGCCCACAGCUUAACCCUCUCUUGCCCAGUGUGCCGCCAGACAUCCAUCCUACCAGAGAAGGGGGUUUCUGCACUUCAGAACAACUUCUUCAUCACUAACCUCAUGGAUGUCCUGCAGCGAACCCCAGACAAUAACAUUGAGGAGUCUUCCAUCUUGGAGACUGUCACAGCUGUUGCUGCGGGCAAGCCACUUUCAUGCCCCAAUCAUGAAGGAAAUCUGAUGGAAUUUUACUGUCAGUCUUGUGAGACAGCCAUGUGCCGGGAAUGUACAGAAGGCGAGCAUGCAGAACACCCCACAGUACCUCUCAAGGAUGUCGUAGAGCAGCACAAGGCUUCUCUUCAAGCGCAGUUAGACUCUGUCAACAAAAGGCUUCCUGAAAUAGAUUCUGCACUUCAUUUCAUAUCUGAAAUUAUACAUCAGCUGACCAACCAAAAGACCAGCAUUGUAGAUGAAAUUCAUUCCACAUUUGAUGAACUCCAGAAGACUUUAAAUGUCCGCAAGAGUGUGUUACUUAUGGAACUGGAAGUGAAUUAUGGUCUUAAGCAUAAAGUCUUACAGAAUCAGCUUGAUACCCUACUGGAAGGGCAGGAAAAUAUUAAAAGCUGCAGCAAUUUUACAGCCCAGGCACUCAACCAUGGAACUGAAACAGAAGUCCUACUUGUUAAGAAGCAAAUGAGUGACAAGCUGAAUGAAUUGGCUAUCCGAGAUUUCCCAUUGCAGCCCCGUGAAAAUGAUCAGCUAGAUUUCAUAGUGGAAACAGAUGGGCUAAAGAAGUCCAUUCAUAAUCUUGGUACUAUUUUAACCACAAAUGCAGUAGCUUCCGAAACGGUGGCGACAGGUGAAGGACUGAAGCAGACAGUAAUAGGGCAGCCCAUGUCAGUCACAAUCACUACGAAGGACAAGGAUGGCGAGCUCUGCAAAACUGGGAAUGCUUACCUCACCGCAGAGCUGAGCACACCUGAUGGGAGUGUGGCAGAUGGAGAAAUACUUGACAAUAAAAACGGCACUUACGAAUUUUUGUACACUGUUCAGAAAGAAGGGGACUUCACGCUUUCAUUGAGACUCUAUGAUCAGCAUAUUAGGGGCAGCCCAUUCAAACUUAAGGUGAUCAGAUCAGCAGAUGUGUCCCCCACCACUGAAGGAGUUAAAAGGCGUGUUAAGUCUCCAGGCAGUGGCCACGUGAAACAGAAAGCUGUAAAAAGGCCAGCUAGCAUGUAUAGCACUGGCAAAAGAAAAGAGAACCCGAUUGAAGAUGAUCUGAUCUUCAGAGUAGGUACCAAAGGGAGAAACAAAGGAGAGUUUACAAAUCUUCAGGGAGUAGCUGCAUCUACAAAUGGGAAAAUAUUAAUAGCAGACAGCAAUAAUCAGUGUGUACAGAUAUUUUCCACUGAUGGUCAGUUCAAGAGUCGCUUUGGUAUCCGUGGACGAUCUCCUGGUCAGUUGCAGCGGCCUACAGGAGUAGCUGUGCAUCCAUGUGGUGACAUCAUUAUUGCUGACUACGAUAAUAAAUGGGUUAGCAUAUUCUCCUCUGAUGGAAAAUUUAAGACAAAAAUUGGAUCUGGAAAACUUAUGGGACCAAAAGGUGUUUCUGUGGAUCGCAACGGACACAUCAUUGUAGUGGACAACAAAGCAUGUUGUGUGUUUAUCUUCCAGCCUAAUGGGAAAAUAGUAACUAGGUUUGGAAGUCGCGGCAAUGGAGAUAAACAGUUUGCAGGCCCUCAUUUUGCAGCUGUCAACCACAAUAAUGAAAUAAUUAUUACUGAUUUCCACAAUCAUUCUGUCAAGGUAUUUAACCAGGAAGGUGAAUUCAUGUUGAAGUUUGGAUCGAACGGAGAAGGAAAUGGGCAGUUCAAUGCUCCAACAGGAGUAGCUGUAGAUUCUAAUGGAAAUAUUAUUGUAGCAGACUGGGGAAACAGUCGGAUCCAGGUUUUUGAUGGAAGUGGAUCCUUUUUAUCCUAUAUAAAUACAUCUGCUGAUCCUCUUUAUGGUCCCCAAGGGUUGGCUCUUACGUCAGACGGCCAUGUUGUAGUUGCAGACUCUGGUAAUCACUGCUUCAAAGUUUAUCGAUACUUACAGUAGCAACUGUAACUGGAUGGCACUCAAACGGUUUCUAGCCUCUGGGGGCCAAUGUAGAUCUUUUUGUGUAGGAUGUCUUCUUCGUAAAUACUUCAAUUUUAAUACUGAAAGAGUCUCUGGUUUUUUCUUUCUUUUUAAACCUACCUUGUUUACAUAGGAUUGCACCUCAUUUAUUCUGCACUGAACUUGUCCUAAAAUAAAGAUCCCUUUUCUCUCCCUGCCCCCCCAGAAUUUACAAAAACAGUGGAAUACUAGACAUGUGAACUGUGGCUUGUAAUUCAGUCAAUUAUGUAAUUAACUGAUUUUUUUUUUGUAAAAGAGGGGAAGAAUUUUAUUUAAAGAGGCCUGUUCAAGAUGUGAAAAAAAGUGCUUGUUCAAAGCAUCCAAAUUUGAAAGUUGUUCUUGUUAAGCAUUAUUUAACCCAGCAGGAAGUCUGGGAAGCUUGUAGAUCACAUUGUUAUAGUAGGUACUACACUUGUAACAUUCUUCAGUCUUAAUAACUAAUAAGUAGUUUAUUUUAGUAAUAAAGACGUAUGAUUAAUUCUUCCUGUACUAGCUGUUAGAUCUAACACACCUCACAUUUUUAGCAUUAUGAGAAGCAAUGCAAAAUUCCAGUCCUGUGUGGGAUUUAAUGUACAUAUUUAUCAACUCUCCUCUUACUCAGUGUACUUUAAGGAUUUUCCAGAACCUAGAAACUUCUAAAGCUCUACAAGUAUACUCUUAUAGGGAAUUGUUGACACUUUACAGAAUCAAGUUAACAUCAGACUAAUUCAUUGCUAUGUCAGCUUAGCAGAUUCUAUGAUUUCCUACAUACCCUUGCUAUAGUUAUAAAAACAAUCUGUUUUGUUAAGCUAUGUAUUUUCAAACAAGAUGGCGGGCCACAUAUGUAUUCCAUUGAAGGAUCCACUUUAUACAGCCAAAGGAAAUUUAGUGGUUCACAGGUGUGUGUCAGGGAGGCUAAAACCAAGGCUUACCAAAGCAGGCCUUUCUUAAUUCUUAAUCAAUAAAUUAAUUAACAAAAAUAAUUUCUUAAUUCCAAAAAGUACUGUGUGUAACAAAAUGCAUACACUGCAGAACAAGUCUUUAAAUAUCAUUAUGGCUGUGAAAGGCCAAAAUAAAGGCCUCAAAACCCAUUUAUAAUUUUUCCUAUCAUAUGUGUAUAUUGAAUUAAUAUCAAGAAUGAGGAACAAAAACAUAUUGAGCACCCAAUAAUACUCUUGCUGCCAUUUGGUCUGUACUCUUCCUCUUUCCCCCAUUUUCAAACUCCCCAUGUACAAGUCUAGUACAGUAAUUCAAAAUUAUCACAUUCCUAUCAGUGUUCCCUGUUUGCUUUAAGCUAUUUUCAGUAAAGUUACGAAUAAUAGGUUCUGACUGUCUUUUAUAUUAAGUGAAAAGAAAUUUGGUAGCAAGCAGUUUGAGGUCAUAUACUGCCUCAGGCCUUAUGCAAGAAGAUGCUGUGGUUUCCAUAUCUGAAAUCUUAAAUUUUCUUCGGUCAGGGUGACAUUUUGUCACCCUGCUGGCCUACAGUUUUCGGGUGGGUAAAGCUCCAACUCUUCCAUAAAACAUUUAAUGAGUUCAGUAAAAAGAUUUAUAAAAACAAAGCCAGCUAUCCGACUGCCCCAUAAUACAGUAGGUAUAGGAGACUGGUGAGCCAUAUUAAACUAAGGCAUCAAUUACCAAUGUUUAAGGCUUUAAUUUUUUUCACUAUAAGAAUAACAGAAUAACUUCACAUACUGCUACAAAAUAACCCCUUUAAGAUGAAUGAUCCCAAGAAUCUUAUUUUUCCUGGAUAAAUAAAUUAAGGCAACAGACACUAGACACUGUUCAUCUUGGACACUGAGUCAUCUUGAAAACUAUUUAAAUUCUGUGGGGAAAAGGGAUAUCCUAUUUAUGUUUUUAUAUGUAUUUAUUAACCAUGUAAACAACACACAAAAAACCUUAAGCUGUUUUGUAAUUGUUUUUGAGCUUCUAAUGUAAAGGAACUCAAAUUCUUAGGUAUGUUAUUGCUAUAGAUGUGAGUCCAUGCUCACUGUCAAGCCGGUUUGGCUGAAAAGUUUUACGCUUUUAUGAAGAUAUCCUUGUGACGAAAUGAAAUAUUAACUUGAAUUUAAAAGCGGGGUGGGGGAGGUACUGAGCCAAAUAAUCUGAACAGGAGCAGUGUCCCCUGGAAUGUCUGUUACUUCUAGUGUAAACCUGGGCCCUUUGGACUCUGGCUCAUUCUAACAGAGUUUGUGUAAAAGGAGGUCCUGGUAAACUGUACAAGGGAAGCGUCAGAAACUAAAUUACGUAUUAUAAACUGACACAGGAAAAUCAUUUCAUGCAUGUAGACAUGCCCAUGCAUUCCUUCAAAUGUAAUAUUUUCUUAACUCUUCUAGUAUAUAAUAAUCUUAGUAAUGCUGUAUGUAUUACCUUGCCUCAGAUUUGAAUGAAUGCUUAUUUCCUUUACAACAAAGCUAACACAUGUUUAAGGGUGAUGUGGCCUUCCCCUCAAUACCUUUUUAGAUCCUGGUUCUUCCUUGAUGAGUUGAGACUUUGUAAAAGGUGUCAGUAAUGCAUACUGUUAAAAACUGGUGCUAGUCUGGACCCCCAUUUAAUUGCAGAUUCUUGUUAGAUGCUGUUGAAAGUUCAGCAGCAUCUGAUACCUUGUCAGAGGGCAAAAUACUGUAAAUUUUUGUAGCACUGAGCAUUUGGAAAUCAGCUAGCAAUAGACAAAACUUGUCUUGCUUACCAGUUUCCAAAUCCUCACUCCAAAAGCAAGCCAUUUUUGCCCUGGAUCUGAUAAACUGAUCAAAAGACAUACACAUUUGCAGAAUUAUGAAGUUUUUGUUCAAAUAAAAGACUAAAUUUUAAUCCAAGCAAACAUUUACCACAAUUAUGUUGUUUGUUCUGCUGAACAAGUAUAUAAGGGGACAUGCAGGUCAGACCCAAACUUGCCAGUCUGCCAAAUUCAGCAGUUACAACAUAGACUACAUCUGCACUGCAAAAUUAAACUGGAUUACUAGUCAUAGGCUGGCCCAAACAUUAUUGGUAAUUCUAGCUUAGGUGUGUGGUAUAGACGUCGUCUUGUGUCAAGUGGUAUUCCAAGGAACAGUAGUUGACACAUUAGGAGCAGUGCAAGAACACAUGUGUUUAUUCAAAACAAAGUAAGAAUGCUGUCAAUUCACUUUUGAAUAAACUCAUAAACUGUAUAUUGAAGAGGUUUUUUAACUGUAAAAAGAAAAAUGUUAAAUACUAAUGGAAUUUUUACACUGAUUUAUUGUUUCAUCAAUGUAACAAGAAAAUGUUGUCUAAUGUUGUUGACCUUUGUAAAACAUUACAGGGCUUUCAACUUUACAGCUGAUAUUUCGCUGGAAACUAAGGAUCUAGUGUUGCCAUAAUGAAAACAAGUGCCCAUUAAGUUAUGCUUGUUGUGUGAGGAAAUGAUUUUUCUUUUUAAUUAUUGGAUGAGAGAUAGGAGUAAAGUGAUAAUGUCUGGUGAAAAUGGAUGAAUUGUGAACAAUGAUUUUAAAUAUCUCUUUUCUGGAGAAUGUAUGAAAGUUGUUUGUUCUGUAGUAUAGAAUGAUUCCAAAAUGGUGGUAGUUUUUGAUGAAUGUAUAACACUUAAAUGGAUGUUUGUGAGCAACACAGCCGUAACCCUGAUGGUUUGCUUUUUUGCUUUGACAUUGGAAUGUUCCAUAAUGUGCAUCGUGUAUUGUAAUAUCCCUGUGCUAGAAAUUUUAAUUGUUUCAUAUAUUGUACUGUUUUGGUCCUUUGAGCAAAAUACUUUGUUUUGUACAUUCCAGCUUUUUAAGCCAGUUUCAUAUGUUUCUGUUUAAAGAAUGCUAUAAAGUCCAGCACUCUCUGAAAAUUACACUGAAGUAUCUUAGUCUUUUUUUUCCCUUUCCAACCACAGUAAUGUAUUCACUCCUAUUUAGAAGAAAUAUAAAUUCUGUCUAGUUAAGGCUGAGAAUGAAAGUUGUUCCUUGAAGAGCGUUUGUGCGUAGGUUUAGCUUCAUGGUAUUUUUUAUGCUUUAUUCUACAAAGAAAGCUUAAAAAAAUUACUUUGUGUUGGAAUAGGAAAAUCCAGAAUCCAAAUCUGUACUUUCUCUGUCAUGCACAACUGCCCGCAAAUAAAAAUAAAUGAAUAAAGGUUGUUUUCCUCUUUUUUCCCCCAGAAAUCAAAGA